AUGGCAGCAGAGAAGGAACUGAAGCUGCUGGGGUUCUGGAUCAGCCCUUUCAACAUCCGAUGCAGGAUCGCACUGGCGGAAAAGGAGCUGGAGUACGAGUACAAGGAGGAGAAUCUCGCGGAGAAGAGCGAGCUUCUGCUGAAAUCAAAUCCGGUGCACAAGAAGAUCCCCGUGCUGCUCCACCACGGUAAACCUAUCUGCGAAUCCCUCAUCAUAGUCCAGUACAUUGACGAGGUCUUCCCCAGCAGAGGAAAAGCCCCACUCCUCCCCUCCGAUCUUUUUUUUUCACGAGUAUAUUCUACCAUAAGUGAGUAG
Molecule: messenger RNA, 315 nt
Organism: Phalaenopsis equestris
Lineage: Eukaryota; Viridiplantae; Streptophyta; Magnoliopsida; Asparagales; Orchidaceae
Product: probable glutathione S-transferase GSTU1
Exons: 1
Coding region: 1-315 (104 amino acids)
Biological process (GO): glutathione metabolic process
Cellular component (GO): cytoplasm
Molecular function (GO): glutathione transferase activity
Source: RefSeq, a predicted model, not a curated record